This is a messenger RNA of Centrocercus urophasianus (Greater sage-grouse), 2558 nucleotides long. It is a transcript of the gene TRIOBP, whose product is annotated as TRIO and F-actin binding protein. The transcript is spliced from 14 exons. Gene Ontology annotation, biological process: actin filament organization; positive regulation of substrate adhesion-dependent cell spreading. The record is from RefSeq and is a predicted model, not a curated record. The coding region runs from base 16 to 1809 and encodes 597 amino acids. Lineage: Eukaryota; Metazoa; Chordata; Aves; Galliformes; Phasianidae. Gene Ontology annotation, cellular component: actin cytoskeleton. Gene Ontology annotation, molecular function: actin filament binding.
GCUGAACUGGUUGGGAUGCCGGACAAGUGGCGUGAGCCAGAUCUCCUCAAUUUCAAGAAGGGAUGGAUGUCCAUCCUGGACAAGCCAGGAGAGUGGAAGAAACACUGGUUCGUGCUGACCGACUCGAGCCUGAGAUAUUACCGGGACUCGAACGCCGAGGAGGCUGAUGACCUUGAUGGCGAAAUCGAUCUCCGCUCCUGCACAGAUGUGACAGAAUUUGCGGUGCAGCGCAACUAUGGCUUCCAGAUACACACGAAGGAUGCCAUCUUCACACUGUCAGCCAUGACCUCAGGCAUCCGGCGCAACUGGAUUGAGGCUCUGAAGAAGAACGUGCGCCCUGUUAGUGCUCCAGAUGUCACCAAGCUAUCUGACUGCAACAAGGAAAACACAAUCCGUAACUGCAUCCCACCAAAGAGCUCACUGCGAGUGGACGAGCAGCAGCAGCCAAGUUCUGAGGGAAGCACCAAAGGCAGCACUUGGAAAGCGGAUGGGCCACGCCAUGCCUUUGACUACGUAGAACUGUCCCCCUUGCAGCAGGAUCCCCAAAAUCAGGGGUCCCCACCGAGGACAAGAGGGAGUUUGAGGGUGUCAGAGCGAGUGUCCAAGCAUGAGGAUCUAGAGCGGGAUUUGGCAGUGCGUUCAGAGGAGAGGCGCAAGUGGUUUGAGAGUCCAGACGGCAGGGUCUCCAACAGUGAUGGCCCAGGGGGAAACUUGUCCAGCAAGGUGGAGGAGCCAGACUUGCCUGCUGCCCCACUUUCAGAGGAGCAGCGAGUUCGGCUGAACGAGGAGAUAGAGAAGAAGUGGCUGGAGCUGGAGCGCUUGCCCUUGAAGGACUCACGGCGAGUGCCCUUGACAACACUGCUGAACCAGGGCAAGGGGAACCACGGAGAUGCCAAUGAGGCACUGAAAAAGGAGGUCCAGUCGCUGCGGGCGCAGUUGGAGUCCUGCCGGGCCCGAAACGAGAGCCUUCGGGAAGCUGCCAAGUCCCAGGGAGAUGGCCACAUGCCCCGGGGGUACAUCUCUCAGGAGGCCUGUGAGCGUAGCCUGGCUGAGAUGGAGUCGUCACACCAGCAGGUGAUGGAGGAGCUGCAGAGGCACCACCAGCGAGAAAUGGAGCGGCUGCGGCAGGAGAAGGAGCGGCUCCUUGCAGAGGAGGCUGCAGCAACGGCGGCAGCCAUUGAAGCACUGAAGAAGGCCCACCGGGAGGAGAUGAACAAGGAGCUGGGCAGGACACGGAGCUUUCAGCAGUGUGGCUCUGUCACAGACGCCCUCCAGAAGCAGCACCAGUUGGAUGUAGACUCACUGAAGCGGGAGCUGCAGGUGCUGUCAGAGCAGUACUCCCAGAAGUGCCUGGAAAUUGGGCAGCUAACAGAGAAGGCAGAGGAGCGGGAACAGAUGUUGCAGCGCUGCCAGCAAGAGGGGAAGCAGCUCCUUCGGAAGAACCAGGAGCUGCAGAUCCGCCUGUCGGAUGAGAUUGGGAAGCUGCGAAGCUUCAUCACCUCGCGGUGCUCUGGGGACCGAUCUCCGCAAAACAACGAGCGCAACUCCUGCGAGCUGGAGGUGCUGCUGCGUGUGAAGGAGAAUGAGCUCCAGUACCUGAAGAAGGAGGUACAGUGCCUCCGGGAGGAGCUGCAGAUGAUGCAAAAGGACAAGAGAUUUGCCUCAGGGAAAUACCAGGACGUCUAUGCAGAGCUGAAUCAUAUUAAGGUGCGCUCAGAGCGAGAGAUUGAGCAGCUGAAGGAGCAUCUGCGCCUGGCCAUGGCAGCCCUGCAGGAGAAGGAAACACUGUGCAACAGCAUCAGCAAUUAACGGUCUACUUCAUUUGUUUAUCUGUUCUUGUUUUUUAUUUGCUCCGUUCCUCACUUAAGGAGAGAGGGAGGUUGGAUCUCAUCCUUGGCGAGACAUCUCUCUCCUCAGCCAGCUCCUCACUUCCCUCCCAAAGCUUUCGAUGAAGCCUUUCCAAAACCUUUUUGCCUUUGUAUCUGAGCACGUUAUUUGGAAUGGCUCCUUACAUGCACCUUCUUCAGGAUUUUAUACGUGAAAAUUGUAUUUUAUAGAAGAAUUUUGUUUUCCCUUGAGAAAAAGAGGAAAAGGAGAGGGAAAGCUUCUACGUCACCAGCAUUUUCUAACCAGAGAAAGAGAAUAUACUCCCCACUUCCUCAGCCCCCCCUGCUCCCAGCCACGUAUCUGCCUUUGGCACUCCCGUUCCCUCUCUUCCACCUGUCUCUGGGGCCCCAUGGGGAUGUAUGGGGACACGUAACAACAUCACUGCCCCAGCACCCAGUGGAGGAGACACCCAAGCCAUAGGAGGAGGCCGCCUGCCGCAGCUGCACCCACCUGCAACUUUGAAAGAGGAGACCUUGGCACGAGGCUGCACGAUGGAGCUCUCAGUGACUGUCCUUCAGCUCUGCCUUGGCACAGCCUCAGCUCCAGGAGCCUCCCCACUCACCCUCCCUCGGGCUGGGGAGAGCCCGACAUGUUAGUGGCAGAGGAGCUGCUGUUCUGCCACACCCUUCAACUCUUAACUUAAUAAAAUCUUCCCCUUUUGCUGAGAAAAA